AAGUGGCACCAUUGCAGAAAAAGGCCACCAUGUGGCUUGGAGAAAUGUGUCUUCUGUAAAUGAUGCUUGUCACAUAUUUUUGUUUGCCCCCUGGACGGUCGCCUGCAUUUCCAUUUUCCCCAUAGAAUUUUUUCUUUUUAUUCAGCAGAUGAAAGAACGAAACGCCUGUAGAAAACUAAUGGAAAAGUUAGCUGUGGUUUUUAUUGAUUGCUUUUCUAAAUAAGUGCAAUCAUUUUUGUUUAAAAAAAAUUAACUACAUUUUAUCAGCAUAAAACACAAAUUCGCAGUUAGUUUUAGAUAUAUUUGAACGAGGAAAUAAAAUAUAAAUUUUAAAAUUAUGAAUCACUCAUUUUUUUAAAAAUAUGUACAUGGGAAAUUUAUUGAUGAAAAACUGCAGGAACCUUACUUUCACAGCAAUUUAAACUGCAGUGUUUUUGUUUUAUGAUAUACCUUUAAGUAAUGCAAAAUACCCUAGGCAUGCAUCAAAGUACUGUAUGUCUUUUUCCUAAAUUCUGCCCAAGGAGAGCAGAGGCAUUCAUGUUCCACACAGGAGAACAGCAUCUAACACUUCUUUUGCAGAAGCAGGGGGAUUCUAGGAAGAACAACAGAACCUGAAUGUUUGAUGCACAGCUGAUGCUUUGGAGGAUUUCUGUUGCAAACCUUUGUUCUUGGGUUUUUUUUCUUUGAUCCCGAGUGCAAACAUGUGAGAUACAAGAAGAGUGCAGCAGUGAGGAAUUUGAGUGUGUGUGCUGGUGUGAUGUGAAUCUACUGCUUUGAAGAUCAUGGGAGAUACAAUGGAAUUUGUAUGAUAAUGAUGCCACUUAAAAGAUUAAUCACACAUAAGCCUGUUCACCGUCAUCGUCCUCCCUGCUAGUUCCAGAGAGUCAGUGUAAGGUUAGGAGUGUUAAUGAACAUCGGCUUUGCUCUGCCACCCUUUUAUUCAAAGACUUCCCAACCCUCACUUAACUCUCAAGGAACCAGUGUUCGUUUAAAAUAUAAUGCAGUCAUUAUGUGGAUCUGUUGAGGAAGCAUGACAGCUGUUUUGGAUUGGAUUUUAAUACAGUCAAAACAGAGAUUAAGUAACAGUUCAGAGAGGGAAGCUUGCUCUGGCAGUAAUGAAGGGUAUUUCAGAUCCAUGCUUUAUAUUUUGCUUUCUCAGUGGAAAUGCUGCCGGUGCUACCCCAUUCUGGUGCCAUUUCUGUUUUUGUGUUCGAACGGCUACUGAUCAGCUGUGACUUGUGUUCUCUUAUUUUUGCUCAUCUCACUGUGUUUCUCUCAUUCCCUGUUGGUCAAUUGCCUUCCAUUGUGACCUGGUGUGUUUGCGUGGGCGGAGUGAGUACUGUUCUCUGCGGGCGGCCGUCCAGAGUCACACAGACUUCCUGUCUUGCAUGAAUAGGCGAGCCAUACUGGAAUGCGCUCCUACAUUUACAAUAAGAACUCUGUGAUUGGCUCGCAGGCAGAACACUGUGGGAUGCGGACAUAUUUCUUCAGUGCGGACACGCAGGAGGACAUGAAUGGUUGGAUAAGGGCCAUGAACCAGGCUGCACUGAUGCAGCAGAGUCACACUGUAAAGAGAGAGUUGGAAAGGCCAGAGAAGACUGCACAGCAAGCAGUCCCACAGACAAACCACAUUCACAUCACCCAGAACUCCUCUCAGUCAGAGAAACUUCUCAGAACAGACAGGCAGGAAGCUCAGGAUAAAGGUAUCCGGCUGGCUUAUGAGGACGAGGCGAGGUACAGGCUGGAGAUCCAGGGAAAACCCAGUCAGUCUGCCCCACAAGAAAGAGCAGAAAGACAGUCUCCUGACUCCAUCAAUGGUGUCACUCAGAAGAACACAAAGCCAGCCGUGAUCCAAGUGGCUCUUCCACCGGAGCAGAACGGAAAUGUUGUCUUUCAGAGAGGUUUUGUUUCAAGGACAGAUACUGGAAAGCAAGUUCAGAGGAAAAAUGCGCUGGCUCAGGUGGAACAGUGGGUCAAAGUUCACAAAGGGGAGGCGCCAAAGAGUACCCCCUCUGCUGAGUACAACCUCCCACGGCGGACGCCUCCAUUAAAACCCAAAUCCAGCACAGUGGAAACCACCUACCAGUCAUUGCCAAAGUCCCAUCGUCUUCCAUCAGGCAGUAGCUCUCCUCCACUAACAUCUAACCUUCCCAGUGACUAUAAGUACGCCCAUGACCGGCUCAGUCACUUUCGAAUGUCUUCCGAUGAUCGAAUGGCCACAAAGGAGGGGAUGGUGUGGCAGCUGUACGAGUGGCAGCAGCGGCAGCAGUUUCGGCAUGGCAGCCCCACCGCUCCUAUUUACACCGGGCCAAACUUCACCGACUCCUCGUCUUUCAGAGUCACUGUAGAGAUGCCGCGCUCCAUCUCUGUCCCUCCAUCACCGUGUGAAGUGCCACCAUCGGUGCCCUCCUCAUUCAAGCCCCUCUCUCCUCGAAGGCCGCACACUCCUUCAGACAGACGCACAAUUAGACCCCUGGAUGACAUGUGCCCCGGCGAUAGCACAAGAUCAAGCUCCCCUGGCCAUUUUUGCACACAUCUCUUCCAGACUUCCCAAAUUCAGAGAAGGUCUGUGCCAGCCAUGGGAUACAUCACACACACUGUCAGUGCUCCCAGCUUGCACGGCAAAACGCCAGAGGAGCUGACUCUGCUCCUCAUUCAACUUCAGAGGCACCAGGCCAAGCUGGCUGGUGUACAUAGCCCCAGCAAUGCAUUUGCACACCUGCAGCACCACCAGCACACCGGCCUACUGGGCCACAGCAUGCAGGCUGAUGAUACUUACAUACAACUGAAGAAGGACCUGGAAUAUCUAGAUCUGAAGGUCACAGGACAUGAGAGUUUAAAAAAAGACAGAUCGAGACCUGUGAAAAUAGCGGAAAGUGAAGCUGACGUGAAAUUAAGUCGACUUUGUGAACAAGACAAGAUUCUGCAGGAGCUAGAAGCCAGGAUUUGCACUUUGAAGGAGGACAAGGACAAGUUGGAGACAGUGCUGGAUGUUUCCCAUCAACAAAUGGAGGAGUACAGAGAUCAGCCCUCUCAUGCUGAGAAAAUUGCCUAUCAGCAAAAACUGCUACAAGAAGAUGUGGUCCACAUCAGGGCUGAAAUAUCUCAAGUCUCCACAGAGAUGGAGAACGCAUGGAACGAGUACAGCAGACUGGAGAGGGAUGUUGACUGGCUGAGGUCUGGCCUGCAGGGACAGCUGAACCGCAUUGAUCUCACCCAGCAAGAAAAAGCCCAGAUCAAGAAGGAGCUGCGAAGGAUUGAGGAUGUUAUCGCUGGCCUCAGCACCAAUAAAGCCAACUAUAAAGUCACCAUCUCCUCUGUUACCAACCCAGAGAGGAAAUUUGUGCCUUCAGUGUCAGUGCCUUCAGUUUCUUCACUGUCUGGAAGCCCAUCUGCUAUAGAGAUGAGAUUGUCCCAGCAGGAGCAGCAGCAGACCCCAAGCAUUCACAGCAACACCCUUUCUUGUAAUCUCAGCCAGCAACCAUUACAGCACUCUGCAACCACCUCCAGUGGGUUUAAAUGGAGUGAGGAAGAUGUACCUCCUAGACCUCCUCUACCUCAGCUCUAUAGUCCUGAAGAGCAUCCUCCUGCUGUGCCACCGUUGCCUAGGGAGACCACAGUCAUCAGACACACGUCUGUACGCGGCCUCAAACGACAGUCAGAUGAACGGAAAAGGGACAGAGAGAUUGGACAGUACACAAACGGGGACAGUAAGGUGGAACUCAGGCCUUUCUUAAGUGAUCCGGAGCUCAUGGGAGCUGGUGAUGGCUCCAGCCACAUAAGUGUUGCACUACCUAGGCACGAUGGAGGUUACCAGACAUUACCCAGUAGAGGAUCGGCUGGCUCCUCACUACGAAUGAAUCAUUCUUCAAGUAUCUCCUCUUAUGUGACUCUCCGGAGAUCAGCCUCAGCAGCUGCAAUGAAGGAGAAACCAAAAAGUGCCUUGGAGCGUCUGUACUCUGGGGAUGUAGUGCAGCAGCAGAGGGGGAAGAUGAGCGCCGAUGAACAACUGGAAAGAAUGAAGAGACACCAGAAGGCCCUCGUCCGCCAGCGGAAACGCACUCUGAGUCAUGGAGACCGGCAUGCAUCUUCAUCACCGCGCGCCUCUUCCUCACGCCCACUUUCAGCCGACUUGGGAUCAUGGAAGAGAGAGCAGGAGUUUGACCUGCAGUUGCUUGAGCGAGCCGUUCAAGGGGAGGAAGCUCAGAUUGUUAGGAGUGUCCAGGGAGCGGAGAAACCUCCUGAACACAAAGAGAGACAGCGCUCGCACUCUGAUGAAUGGCUGACUUUCCGCUUCUUCACCACCACACCUCCCACCCAGGAGGCUGACUUAGAGCCACUGGACUACGAGCUGGAUCUCAGUAAAGAGUUGUCCAAGCCUCAGAAGGUUUUGAUUCCAGAGCGUUACGUGGAUUCAGAGCCUGAGGAGCCACUCAGUCCUCAGGAAGUGGAAGAGCGCCAUAAAAAGGUUGAGCGUAUUAAAAGCAUACUGGCAAAGUCAAGCAUGCAGAACAUAGCUCCAGCAGUGUCUGCGGACAAACCUGAGGAGGAGCCGGUGACCCUGGAUUCAGCUCUGGAGGAGCAGGAGAGGCUCAUCACCAUGUCCUAUGCUCUCGCCUCUGAAGCCUCACUGAAGAGCAAACUAGUUGCAGUUCCACCUCAGGUUAACUUGCCCACCCCUCCUCCCCCGCCCCCUCCUCCACCUCCUCCUCCUCCUCUUCCUCCUGUUUCUGUGGCACCUCCUUCUCCUCUAAACAACGGAAUUCACUACACGUUUGUGUGACGGGAAAGUCAAACUCAAGCUAGUUCCGGACACUGAGGUGCAAGUCCAACAUAUUGGGAAACCAUUGGAUCAUCUGAAACCAGGGAAUUCAGUUGACUGGGACAUCUCUAUAUUCAGCAAUAAAUAAGUGGUAGUCAAUAUUUAAUUUAAGGCUAACAAAGAAAUGAUCUUACGUGAUGUGUUUCUAACUCCUGAAAGCUUUGUCUUCCUGGGAAAAACAAGCAGCGGGACUGAAAGCACCUAUUUCUGGAAAAGCUAUGCUAAGAUAAUAAAGACUCUUUUAAAAGUUUUUUUUUCCACUGAGAAGUUUCGGGCAGCAUCAUGUUUUCCUAAAAUGACUCAACUGUUUUUUGUUAUUGUGACUUUUCAACUGGAAUUGUUGUUAUUCUCCAGGUACAGAAUGUAAAAAACAAGAGUAACUAAAUGCAUCAUGAAAAUUAUUUUUUUCUUUACUUAGAUUCUAUCAGUCACCCAGAUCUCUUGUUUAUAUACUGAACCUGGAGCACUGCCUGUAUCAUUUAGGCUUGCCAAAAUGAAUUUUAUUUUUGGGUAUAUCUGGAUGAAAUUACACUUCAUGAUAUUUUUAUGUAACUAGGAGAGAUGGGGAAAAUGGCAUUUGUAAAUGUGAAUAUUAAAGAUGUUGAAAACAUGAA
This is a messenger RNA of Oryzias latipes (Japanese medaka), 5436 nucleotides long. The record is from RefSeq and is a predicted model, not a curated record. Lineage: Eukaryota; Metazoa; Chordata; Actinopteri; Beloniformes; Adrianichthyidae.